AUGAAUAUCACCAAUCUCCUCACAUUAUUGGCCUUCACCUUCCAAUUCCUCCUGGGCUUGACCCUGGCCUCCCCCGUCUCCCUGUUCUCCGCCGUGGCCCGCUCCCUGAGCCCCAAUAGCCGGGUGUCCCUCGCCCCGGUCGCCAGGCGCGAUGACGACCACCUCUGCACUGCGUCAACAGACGUCGUAUAUGAGCACGGUAACCAGACCGACAUAAAUGACCUCUUGUCCGACUGCCAAACGCUCUCCGAGGCGUUCAAGAACAUCACCGACGAGAAGGGCAACAUCACCCAGUCGUGCGGGAACCCCCCACCCCCCAGCAGGCGCGCAACCCGGGGCUUCAACCUGUUGGGCUCCCAAGGCAACUGCUCGCUCUGGCUCGAUUGUUUCGGAAACGACUCUCGAAAUGAAGUGACGCUGGACUACGGCGACAUCGCCGACGUCAUCAAGCGGGCAACCGACGGGCUGAGACCCUUUGGAAUCUACAAGAACACGAGCAUUCUGUCAGUGCGUGCCUCGACGGAGUGCCAGUCUCUGCAGACGACUUGGAUCGUGGCGCUCAACAGCAGCAGGUCGGCACCAGGCAUAGGACUACAGGAUGGGGACUCCACAGCGCAACUGCAGAAGAUCACAAGCAACUUCAGUCCUGCAGGAGAGCUUCAGCAGUAA
Messenger RNA from Diaporthe citri, 669 nucleotides. RefSeq lists its product as uncharacterized. Bases 1 to 669 code for a protein of 222 amino acids. NCBI's taxonomy places the organism in Eukaryota, Fungi, Ascomycota, Sordariomycetes, Diaporthales, Diaporthaceae. The record is from RefSeq and is a predicted model, not a curated record. The transcript has 2 exons.